Messenger RNA from Stylonychia lemnae, 387 nucleotides. The record is from the annotation of a GenBank genome assembly. NCBI's taxonomy places the organism in Eukaryota, Ciliophora, Spirotrichea, Sporadotrichida, Oxytrichidae.
AUGCUUUUAACUAGAAAUAGAAUUUGGGGUAACAUUAUAGGUGGAAAUGAAAGAUCAGGAUAUAAGGAGUUGAAGAAAGCAUUAAUCGGACCUGCUCGUCUUAAUUGGUACAAAUUCCACGAAUUAAAUUUGAUUUAUCCCUUCACUAAGGAAUGGGACAAGAGAAAUGAGUUAAAGGAGAAGCAUUAGGAGAGAAGAAUGAGAAUCUUCAUGAGAGGAGUGAAAAUUGGAAGCAAGAAGGGAGGCACAUAGAUCACUACCAUGUCUAUCUUUGAAAUGCAGAAUAAAAAGAAAAUUAAUGAUCCAGUAGCUGCUCAGAAACUACAAGAAGAGGCUGCAAAGGCUGGAUUCACUGAUGAUAGUCUAGGACUCACUUCAGAUGCAUGA